Molecule: messenger RNA, 2178 nt
Organism: Mycotypha africana
Lineage: Eukaryota; Fungi; Mucoromycota; Mucoromycetes; Mucorales; Mycotyphaceae
Product: Rad9-domain-containing protein
Exons: 5
Coding region: 184-1887 (567 amino acids)
Biological process (GO): DNA replication checkpoint signaling; mitotic intra-S DNA damage checkpoint signaling; cellular response to ionizing radiation
Cellular component (GO): checkpoint clamp complex
Source: RefSeq, a predicted model, not a curated record
GAUGCAUAAAAAGGUUUCCCUCAUGUUGAUUCCAUUUUGAUCUUGUUCCUCGAUCUGUUUUGUGAUUAAGAAAAAGCAAAAAACGCUAUUCGACUGCCGUCCAUAACGCGAAAUGGAAUUGAUAGCGACGAUUGACGCAAAGUAUUUCAAAUGUAACUUAGUGACAAAGUUGUUCCUGUGGGCAUGGACGACAACUUGCUCAUGUGGUUCUUUUUUUGUUGGUUUUUUCAUGUCAUUCAUAAAGUCUAUGCUGCCACACUGGAAGCGUUUUCUCAUCUAAGUGAAAUUGUCUGUCUUGAAGCGCAAAAUGGUCAGUUGGUGAUGAGUACAGUGGAUGCUCAAAGGAAUGCACAAGGGUUUUCACAGAUAUCAAGAGAUACAUUCAAGGAUUACAAACUCAUCACGGACAGGUCAUCCUCAGCCAUCACCUUACGUUGUACUGUUGCAAACAAAAACUUGAAUAGUAUAUUUAGAAAUAAUAUGUCGUAUGCUUCUAUGAACUUGGUACAGGAAUGCCAAAUUCGUAUUGUGCAGCCAGCCAUCCAAGAAAAUGAAGACGAAGAAGAAGAACAACAACAACAUGUUCAUAAAGAAGCACGCAUCUACAUGAAGCUCGUGCUGAAGAAUGGCGUCACAAAAAAGAACACACUCCAUUAUCAUGAGGGAAGUCCGAUUGAUAGGUACUUUCGACCGUCCUAUCCAAAGCAGCUGGAAUGUCAUCCAUGUUUGUUAAAACCGUUCAUGACAAAAUUCGAUCCUAAAACAAUAGAAAUUGCACUGAUUAUCACGCAAAGCAAGUUUAUUUUACAAUCAUCGUAUGAAAGAGACUCAGUAUGGAGAGAUGAGUUUCAAGAAGGUAGGAUGACGAUGAUCAACAACAGCAGUAGUAGUAGUAAUAAUAGUAGCAGCAGCGAUAAAAAGGAUCGUGUCAAGUCUACUUUUUCUUUGCCUGCUGCGGACUUUACUCGAUACCCAGAACAGCCUGAUUAUCUUAUUGUCAGCCUCCGUGAAUUCAAAACAAUGAUUGAGUAUAUGGAAAGCUUAAAUUCUCAGCUCUAUUUGGAAUUUCAAGGUCCUGGACACCCUCUUUUAUGUAAAUAUACGGUAGAAGGGGCUGUUCGUUCAUUUAUCGCAUUACAAACAAAAUCGACACGGCAUCCUGAACGCGACACAGAAGAUGCUAGUUUUAUAUCCGAUAUAGAUACAGCGGCGAGUGCAACCCAUCACGCGUCGUCGUCUUCAAGGGCGGCUGCUGCUCAGAGACACAGGCUUGCUCGUUCAAGAGCGUCACAAGGACAGCAGGAGCAGGCAUCGACGACGACAGCAGAGCAACUUUCCACCAUCACGGUAGACGAGUCUACUUGUUCCAUCGGUCAGGAUAAGCAUGGGUUUGUCAGUAGCAGCGCAGAUACUGUCAUUUAUCACCAUGAGGACCCUCAGCAGCAGCAUGCUCCUUCAGAGGAACACAUGAGUUCCUCUUCCUCGUCGUCUACCUCCUCGUUAUCAACAUCGAAUGCGUCAUCCGUACGAGAUCAGAGAAAGGAAACGACAAGAACGGAACAAAAUAAAGCUUCAGAAGAGGAGGAGCCGCCUUUAUUCGAUCCUGUCCCUCGAAGCACCAGCACGACGACGAGCGCGAAACGGACGUUCAGUGAAAAGGAGGGAAAAGGGCAGCAGCCUACUGUAUCGCCUGCUGCCACUUCCUCUUGUCCCCACUCGCCGCCACGACAACAACAACAACAACAACAACAACAACAGCACGAUGAAGAAUCCAUCGUGUCUCAUACCCCACCCUCUGCUAAAAAACAACGAUUAAGUGCCUUGGAAAGACUUCGUUUAUUGCAAUCAAGAAAUAGAAAUUCGAGGCAACACGACGGUACUCCAUGAACCAUGGGAGUAGGUUCACCCCAUCCAUUCCAUGGGUUCUAUUGGUUGCUGAAUUUCAAAUAGGGCUCAUGUACAAUAAUUUGUGAAAUAUUAAAUUCACGAUAAAUACCCCAUAUUUAGGAAUAGAAAAUGUUGGAAAAUGUUGGACACUGGUUUUACACACAUCAAACAAUUUUGCAUAAAAAUACAUUGUAAAACAAGAAAGAAAUGGUAUUUUUUGGGGGAGAAAGCCAGUCUGAACUGGAGGAUAGUAUGAAUCUUUCAAUUUUACAAAAGGGAAAAAAAAAAAAA